UUUGGUUUGCUUUGUUUUGAUUUAAGUUCCCGCCAAACGCGAUCGGAUCGCACGUAUUGUACAAACAGGGAAAUUGCAACGUUUUCACAGUUUGCUAUAGUUCGUAAAGGUCUACUCUGCACUUCGUGCACAUCGUGAUAAAAGUUUAUGUUUGUUUAGGCAACAUAAUGGAAGAUCAGGUGUUUCGGACAAAGUACCAAAAGUGUAAAUACAGGGUAAAGCAUUGGGAAACAGAGUUCAAGAAGAAAUAUGGCCGAAUUCCGUCAAAGCUGGACAUUCGCGAUUCCCCUAGUGAGAUUAAAAAUUCGUACAAAAUGUACUACCAACUGAAAACAACUCUUUUGAAGAACACUCUGCUGGAAGCAUUGGACGAUGACGACGAUUUCGACGGAUCAUUAAUGUCCCAAGAAAGUAGCUUUUUGAAAGAAUCAUGCGACCUUAUGGGAACGUCGAUGCUUUCCGGUACAAUCUUCAACGAUAGCGCACUGUCGGAAGGAAUUACUUCGAUGAACAGCUUGCUUACGAAACCGAUCGCUAGUACCAGAUCCGAUUCUAACUUCGAAGCGGAAAAGAUAGAGCAACACAAUUUGGUCGCAUGGCAGGGUGAAAAAAGUCGUAAAAGUGUUCCAACACCAAAAGAAGACGUUAUCGAAACACCGAAACCGAUAACACUCAAAGGAAUCCAGCUAAAAUCGCAAUCGAGCUUGUUGAUUCCUAAGCGUAAUCCUCGUAAAUCAGUUUCGCGUAAUUCGUUCGGACUUUCAUCACAAAGUAGCUCAUCAGGCUUCAAUGGAAAUGAAUCCAAAAUGGUACUUCCAGAUCUGGAAACCCUACUUACUGCCAAGUCGAAGGAGCUGGAAUGUAAUGUUUCGAAAGUGGAAGAGAAGCUUCCUGCACCACCGUUGGUGCCAACGUCAAGUGAACCGAUCAAUCAGCUCGAUGAACGGUGGCUAAACCGGCAAUCUGGGGGUGCGGCAGAAAAAGGUACACCUGUCAUUGGUACCAACAGCGACCGUCCAGCGACCAUUACUAACUAUGGAUUGCGAAACAUAAAUGUAGCCUCGUUGGCAUCGGCGACCAGCUUCGGUAUGUCGUCGUUAAGUGUUGCGGACAAAAGCAGCGUGGAAGCAGCGCCAAAAACACUUGCAGUGCACGCUGGCGUUCAAAAUACUGCGUACGAUGCAGUGGUGCAGUCGGAUUCGGAUGGAGUGGUAGAAAACUCGGAAGACGAAUCGAUAAAAACGUCCCCGGGGAUGAUGCACAUUGCUAAAAAGCGUAAAAUUUUUACUGCCAUUAACCGUAGUACGGAAGAACGUACGGAAAAGGAAGUAAAAUCUUCCAUUUCACCGGAAGAUUUGCAACAGGAUCAAAAGAAGGACGUAGAAAAUUUGGACCCACAAGAGAUUGUGGCAGAACAAAACGAGACUGCAAAGGUAGUGACAAAGAAACGGGGAAACAAUAAAAAAGCUUCAAACACAAAAUCGAAACCAACUACAAAGAGGCUUACAGAAAAAGCAAAAACUGUUGUUGUCCCACGGGCUCGACCGAAGCGCACGAACGCUCGAAAAGUAAGCACCUACACAGAAGGUACUGUGGAAGGCAUGGAAGAAGAGCCUGGGCUGGCAUUCUCUACUGACGACGAGGACAGAGAUCCUGAUUAUAAGGAACAGAUGAUCGAGAAGGAUGGUAAAUCGUUAGAAACAGAACCAGAGUCUGAUGAGGAAGAGAAACCGAAAAAACGUUCACCACCAAAACAGGCGAAAGUUCCUCGUACUUCUCUGCCGAAAAAACUAACCAAGCAGGUACGACGGACGGUCAAAAGCUCCAAGGUAGUUUCCCCAAAGCUUAGUCCCGGUUCAUCAAAACCGGCCGGCAAAGGAAGAAAGUCAAAACAACUCGCACAGCGUAAGAUCGAUGUUGAGGAAGAGGACGACUCCGUGAACGAACCACAAGAGUACGUACCCGAGUUCGGACUUGAUCGGCUGAAAAGCAUUCCACGAGUCGAUAUAAAUGAACUUGUGCGAGAUGCAAAAAUUGCGAACAGUUUCAUUGCAGGUGCCAUGGGAGGUUCUGCGCUCGAAGCAUCUUCCGGUCCAACGAAUGCUGCCUCCACAAGUGGUAAGGGUAAGGCACUGCGCAAAAAGCUAGCGGCCGGUAAACAGAACGAAAACUUUGUGCGCAUCGACUUGCGUAGGAAAGUGUUCGUCAAGGGCAAGAAAACGAUUAACUACAGCCGAUACAAAAAAUCGCAAUGGAAAGCAAAAAAGAUUGCAGCAUUGAGCGGUCCCGAUAUGGACAUGCGUGGAUGCGACGGAGGUGUACUGAUGUGCUUCCAGUGUGGUGGCACUGGUCACAUGGCGUUUCAAUGCAAGAAACCAGCUGCGGAUAAGCUUCUUCCUUACGAUGCGGAUACGGUAGAAGAUUCCGCUUUUCCUACGCUCGAGGAAGCGGAAGCAAUGGUUAAAUCGCAAACAGUGGUGGCGCAUUCGAAUCGUAUCGAGUGUCUACCACCGGUUGCAAAUCCGACAUGGAAGGAACAGGAAGAAGAACGAGUGACGGAACCUACAGAUGGCGAAAAGGAGGAACCAAUACAUCCGGAAGACUUGGAGGACGAAUUCGAAGAAGAAAACGAUACGAAACAUUCGCAGAGUGAUUCUUCUAAAUUGGCUUACAUUGGCCACAAAAUCCCGGAAGAUUUCCUUAAACAAUCAAAACUUCUGGAGGCAACCGUGUCGGGCGGGUUUAAGGGUACGAUUGAACCCCUUUACGAUCAGCAUCCGGAUAGCGGCCUGCCAUUAACGCCUUCAGAAGUUUUCGAUGCUUUGCGUAUGUUUGGUCACAAAAGUUUCCGUCACGGUCAGGAACGGGCCGUAAUGCGAGUGUUGUGCGGAUUGUCCACUCUUGUGACGCUCAGUACAGGUGCAGGUAAAUCGCUCUGCUAUCAACUUCCGGCCUACCUUUAUCGUCAGAAGCGCAACUGCAUUACGUUGGUGAUAUCACCACUCGUGUCACUGAUGGAGGAUCAGGUGCACGGAAUGCCGGACUUUCUAAAUGCUCACUGCCUUCAUACAAACCAGACGCCGAAGGUUCGCGAUCGUACGAUGCAAGCGAUAAGUGCUGGCGAAGUAGACGUUCUACUGAUUUCACCAGAAGCGAUCGUAGCGGGUGAAAAAUCGACCGGGUUUGGAUCAUUGUUGCGCCAGCUUCCACCAAUCGCAUUUGCCUGUAUCGAUGAAGCUCACUGUGUGUCCCAGUGGAGUCACAAUUUUCGCCCCAGUUAUCUGAUGAUUUGCAAGGUUUUAAAAGAAAAGCUUGGUGUUAAAACGAUUCUAGGUCUUACCGCAACGGCCACUGUUCAAACGAGACAAAGUAUCGUUUCUCAUCUUUCGAUACCGGACGGACUGCGGGGAAUAAUUAGCGAUAUUCCACUUCCCGACAAUCUGCUGUUGACUGUUUCGCGUGACGUUAAUCGCGAUGUAGCGCUAGUAGAAUUGCUUCAAUCGGAACGAUUUAAUUCUCUUCAAUCAAUCAUUGUGUAUUGCACACGUCGGGAUGACUGCGAACGGGUGGCUUCGUUCGUACGCACCUGCUUCCAGGAUGCGGCUCGUGCUGCAGCCGAGGCGAACGCGCACAAGCGCAAACGAUUAAACUAUGUUGCAGAACCGUAUCAUGCCGGUAUGCCUGCAUCUCGCCGUCGCACGAUACAGAACGCAUUCAUGAGCGGGGAGUUGCGUAUUGUCGUGGCCACGAUCGCAUUCGGCAUGGGUAUCAACAAGGCGGACAUUCGGGCUAUCAUUCACUACAACAUGCCCAAAAACUUUGAAAGCUACGUACAAGAGGUGGGUCGCGCUGGACGCGACGGAUUACUAUCCCAUUGCCAUCUGUUUCUCGACAACAAGGGCAACGAUCGUAACGAACUGCGGCGAUUCAUUUACGCGAACUCUAUCGAUCGUCAUGUGAUCAGGAAGCUGCUGCAGAAAAUCUUCGUACCGUGUGCUUGUGCAAAGAUUCUCAAGAAUAAAGAUCUAGCGCAAGAUUUACGAGAGGAAUUGAAAGCGGUAAACGGUAUCGAUUGGGACACAAGCUUCGAAGAGAUUUCUCCGACCGAUGGGGGAGUGCAAACGGGUGUUAGGAAGCGUCUCUGCCCGGGUCAUGAAAUAUGUUUUUCGAUAGAAUCUACCGUGCAGCAGUUAGAUAUUCCAGAAGAAAACAUUGCGACCUUUCUAUGCUACUUGGAGCUGGAUGAGCAGCGCUACAUACAAGCGCUUAGUCCGGCAUACACAAUGUGCAAGGUGAUGUCGUAUGGCGGCGCACGAUCAUUGCGACAGGCAGCUAAGGAAUGUGCACCGCUGGCAAUGGCAUUUGCACUCGAUCUGAAACGUGGUAUAUCGCAUGCCACCUCGACUGUUAUCGAGUUUCCAGUGAUUGACGUAGCGUCCGCCAUUGGUUGGGACAGCGGAGUGGUCAAGUAUCAGCUGAAGAAUCUCGAAUGGACUACGGUAAAUAAUGCUCGCAAACGAUCACCACUAUCGGUGGUGUUCUUUGAUCUCGGGUUUCGAAUUCGUGCUCCUGGCGAUUUGACGGACGAAGAACUAGAUCACGCUCUAGAUGGGCUUUACGAACGUGUUACCCGCCAGGAACGUACCCAGCUUGCUCAGCUACAGUACAUUUCGGAAGCAUUAAGCUCGGUAUGCUUUAACAGCAUCGGUCCGGUAAGUCGAGCGGAUUGUCCCACCGGACCGUCAGAUAAGUUGAAAACGGUUGUGAGAAGCUACUUUACGACCGAUAUUAGCAAGGAAACUAUAGAAAUCCUGCCGGAGCCGGACGAUACGACGGACGAGCAGCUGAUAGCGGACAUUCGCACCACAAUAUGUCGCUAUCCGGAAAAUAACUUUACCGGACGCGCGAUAGCAAGAUUAUUUCACGGCGUACAAAGUCCCAACUACCCAGCAUUGAUGUGGUCGAGAUCAAAUUUCUGGCGUUCGUACACCAAAACUGAUUUCAAUCGGAUCGUGCGCCUAGCCAAUGCGGAAAUCGUACGAAUGAGGACUUGAGUUGUUAGUGGCGAAAGUAGAAAUGAAAACCGUACAACGUUUAGAAAGGUAUACAACUGUUCAAAUAAAUGUUUCUGUUAAAUAUCCAUUUAAAUUUAAACUUUUGUAAACACACCAGCGAAAAGGCAUCUACCGAACGGAUUGAUCAGGCAUAGUCAACUUCCGAUUAUAAACAAAGCGAUGCUGUCAAACGCUUCAUCUCGAAUACUCCUGCGGGGAAAACAACGUUUGUUUCGAGGAAAAUUGCAUUAUUCAUAAUCCAGCACGGUCGGGUAGAAGAGUUCUGCAAUCAUAUUGCAAUAAAAGUGAAUUAUCAUCAACCAACUGAAGGUGCGUACAAGAGUUCCAGAUCGUUUGCCAAGACCCACAAAGAAGACUUACCAAAGAGAGUGUGUGCGUGUGUGCGUGCGCCCGCGCGCGUGUGCAAGAGUGUGUUGUUUCUUAUCAAUUGUCAAACAGUAGAAAAGCAACCACACGAACAAUCAGUGCAGUUUUCGUAGGAAUCUCGGCACGCACGGGUCUUUCGCUGUCCGGUUUUUGGGGGUGGUCGUUGCUAUCGUACGGGUAAAAUCGGCCACUACUGCAGUGAACGGGUUCCAUCGGCGGAAAAAGACGCCCUGUGUGGUGAAAUUCGGGACAGCCAAAGUGCUGGCAAGAAGAAAAACGUAGUGGAAGCACUGUACAGCCAGAGCGAAGCAGUGGUGUUGGCGUGGAUUGUCGCGGGUGUCGCUAACGGGUUGCAUAUUAACGAGCACAGUGCAUGCAGUCGUGAGGCAUAGAUAUAGCACACAGUGCAAUUCUUUACCCAUUACAACGUGCACCUAUAGUGGCCAAUAGUGUGUUCUACGCGAGUCCGGAAACGGUGACCAAUCAACGAAAGUUUUAUUUGUAGGAGCUGUCUCGAUCGUCGACCCAAUGCUGCCACCGAUCGUGUAACGCUUAACGACGACGCCGGAUUCCAACGGCGAUCACACCAAACACAUCCACACAUCUACUCUUGCACGCACACUAAAGUACCUCAAGACGAUUCGGGGAACCAACCCGGGGGGAUAGCGGUAGAAGUAAAACUUUCCCGGAGAAAGAUUAAUUUUAGUUAAUUAUUAUUUGGACAAAAACGACAAAAUAGCAAGACAAAA
This is a messenger RNA of Anopheles funestus (African malaria mosquito), 6190 nucleotides long. RefSeq lists its product as uncharacterized. NCBI's taxonomy places the organism in Eukaryota, Metazoa, Arthropoda, Insecta, Diptera, Culicidae. Gene Ontology annotation, cellular component: chromosome; nucleus; cytoplasm. Gene Ontology annotation, molecular function: zinc ion binding; ATP binding; nucleic acid binding. The record is from RefSeq and is a predicted model, not a curated record. The coding region runs from base 168 to 5054 and encodes 1628 amino acids. The transcript has 9 exons. Gene Ontology annotation, biological process: double-strand break repair via homologous recombination; DNA replication.